CUGAAGCACAGCCUUCGCGCCUGCGCAGACCGGACCUGCGGCAGGAAGGCGGAAGUCGUCGCGCGUGCGCUCAAGGGGAAAGGUGUUUCUUCCUCCCUCCUCUUUUUUUCUAAGACGGCUUAGCUAGGACAUGCUUCCGGGUCGAAGGGUUUGCUUCCGGAGAGCGGGAAGGCUGAAACGCGGUGGUUAAGCUGGAGUCGAGUUGGCGAGCCUCUCGGUGGAGAAGGCUGUGGCCAUGGACAGUACCCAUGGUUUGAAGACUUUUGGAAACUGCGGAAGAUUCUUUUAAGAGAUGGUUCCUGCAAUUUCAGGGAACUCCUCAAUUCAACCAAGGAAAGACCUGCCUUCAUGAAGCAAUUAUGUAAAACAGUGCUAUGAUAUAGAUGCCAAGUGUUGAAAUCAUUCCAUAGGAGCGGCUAUGGAGAGAUGUCAUCUCCUGUGAUCCGAGAGGCAGAAGUGACUCGGACUGCACGGAAACAGAGUGCUCAAAAAAGAGUUUUAAUUCGGCCAUCCCAAGAUGAAAUUUUUGCUAAUACUACGCCAAGAAACCAGGUUAUCCCUCGAACUCCCAGUUCGUUUCGACCACCUUUUACUCCACCCAGCCGAAGCUUACUGAGGCAUCCAGAUGUUUCCUGCAUUCUUGGAACAGGAGGGAGGUCUCCCCGGCUUACACAGUCUUCAGGGUUCUUGGGAAAUCUGUCUAUGGUAACUAAUCUGGAUGACAGUAAUUGGGCUGCUGCAUUCACAUCACAGCGUUCAGGACUCCUCACAAGUACAGAGUCCCACAGUGUAACAGAGGAUGUAACUCUCAGUGCCGUUAUGUUACGUGAGGAUGAUCCUGGCGAAGCUGCAUCCAUGAGUAUGUUUUCUGAUUUCCUGCAGUCUUACUUGAAGCACUCUUCAAAUACGGUUUUUGACCUUGUAGAAGAAUAUGAAAACAUCUGUAGUAGUCAGGUGAAUAUACUGAGUAAAAUAGUGAGCCGAGCAACACCUGGACUUCAGAAGUUCUCAAAAACAGCCAGUAUGCUCUGGCUUCUUCAACAGGAGAUGGUCACAUGGAGGCUGCUGGCUUCUCUGUAUAGAGACAGAAUACAGUCUGCAUUAGAAGAUGAAAAUAUGUUUGUACUUAGUGCUCUUAAUGCCAGUGAGAAAGUGGUGGUGGAAACAUUAUUUCAGAGAGAUCCACUUGUCCGACAAAGUCAGCUCGUGGUGGAUUGGCUAGAGAGCAUUGCCAAAGAUGAAAUUGGAGAUUUUUCUGAUAACAUUGAGUUUUAUGCAAAAUCAGUUUAUUGGGAAAAUACUCUGCAUACCCUGAAGCAGCGGCAGCUGCCUUCUUAUAUAGGAAGUGUCCGUCCCCUUGUCACUGAAUUGGACCCUGAUGCUCCCAUUAGACAGAAAAUGCCCCUUGAUGAUCUGGAUAGAGAAGAUGAAGUCAGAUUACUCAAAUAUCUUUUCACUCUAAUCCGUGCUGGAAUGACAGAAGAGGCACAACGACUCUGUAAACGUUGUGGUCAGGCAUGGAGAGCUGCGACACUUGAAGGCUGGAAACUCUAUCAUGACCCUAAUGUUAAUGGAGGAACAGAAUUAGAACCUGUGGAAGGGAAUCCAUAUAGAGUGAUUUGGAAAAUAAGUUGUUGGAGAAUGGCAGAAGACGAGCUUUUUAAUAGGUAUGAGAGAGCAAUUUAUGCAGCUUUAAGUGGGAAUCUCAAGCAGCUGCUUCCUGUCUGUGACACCUGGGAAGACACAGUGUGGGCCUACUUUCGGGUGAUGGUGGACAGUUUGGUAGAACAGGAAAUCCGGACAUCAGUACUGACUCUGGAUGAAACUGAAGAACUCCCCAGGGAAUAUUUGGAAGUAAAUUGGACCUUAGAAAAGGUAUUUGAAGAACUUCAAGCUACUGAUAAAAAGAGAGUUCUGGAAGAGAAUCAAGAACAUUACCAUAUAGUUCAAAAAUUCCUUAUCCUGGGAGACAUUGAUGGUUUGAUGGGUGAAUUUAACAAAUGGCUUUCCAAAAGCAGAAACAAUCUACCUGGACACCUCCUCCGCUUCAUGACUCACCUCAUUUUGUUUUUUCGCACACUGGGACUACAGACCAAAGAAGAAGUCUCCAUUGAAGUUUUAAAGGCAUACAUCCAGCUUUUAAUAAAUGAGAAACAUACAAAUCUGAUUGCAUUUUAUACUUGUCACUUGCCACAAGACCUAGCUAUUGCCCAGUAUGCGUUAUUUUUGGAAGGUGUUACAGAAUUUGAGCAGCGUCACCAUUGCCUGGAGCUGGCUAAGGAAGCAGAUUUGGAUAUUGCGGCUAUAACAAAGACCGUAGUUGAGAAUACCCGAAAGAAAGAUAAUGGUGAAUUCAGUCAUCAUGACGUGGCCCCAGCCCUAGAUACUGGCACUACAGAGGAGGACCGCUUAAAAAUUGACGUAAUUGACUGGUUGGUAUUUGACCCAGCACAGAGGGCAGAAGCGCUAAAACAAGGCAAUGCGAUAAUGAGAAAAUUCUUGGCAUCAAAAAAGCAUGAAGCUGCAAAAGAGGUAUUUUUGAAAAUUCCUCAGGAUUCGAUAGCAGAAAUCUAUAAUCAGUGGGAGGAACAAGGAAUGGACAGUCCACUUCCUGCUGAAGAUGAUAAUGCUAUCAGAGAACAUUUAUGCAUUAGAGCUUAUUUGGAAGCCCAUGAAACCUUUAAUGAGUGGUUUAAGCAUAUGAAUUCAGCUCCACAAAAACCUACAUUGAUACAUCAAGCAACUUUUACGGAGAAAGUGGCUCAUGAACACAAAGAAAAGAAAUAUGAAAUGGAUUAUGUUAUUUGGAAAGGGCAUUUGGAUGCCCUAACUGCUGACGUGAAGGAGAAAAUGUACAAUGUCUUGUUGUUUGUUGAUGGAGGGUGGAUGGUGGAUGUUAGAGAGGAUGCUGAAGAAGACCAUGAAAGAACACAUCAAAUGGUUUUACUGAGAAAGCUUUGUCUGCCCAUGUUGUGUUUUCUGCUUCAUACCAUAUUGCAUAGUACCGGCCAGUAUCAGGAAUGCUUGCAGUUAGCAGACAUGGUAUCCUCUGAGCGCCACAAACUGUAUCUGGUAUUUUCUAAGGAAGAACUGAGGAAAUUGCUACAGAAGUUAAGAGAAUCCUCUCUAAUGCUCCUAGACGAGGGACUUGAUCCAUUAGGUUAUGAAAUUCAGUCAUAAUCCAUCCACUCUUUGUGAUCUCGCUAAUUUCCAUGAUAAGUGGACUUUUCUGUAAAAUAUACAUAUUUGUAACUACUGGGUUUUUUUCUUUUGCAUUGUCCUGGGGAAAAUGCUUGAAAAUUUAGACAUUUGAAUUUUGUAUUUUUUGGAAUAUUAUGGUGAUAUAUUUGAAAUUUUAAUGUAUUAUGUCAAUAUUUCCCUGUGUUUAUUAAUAAAAUUAUGUAAAAAUUAAAAUUUUCUGUUCUUACAAGUUCCAGGAUUGUCUAUUAUGUAAUGAAUGAGAAGUUGAAUUUCUUAUUAUCAUAUUUUUCUUCUGUGAUCAUAAGUACUCUAAUAUCUCAAAAUUAUAAAGAGGAUGAAAAGUAGAUACGUUUCUAAGCCAGUUAUGUAAUUGCUCAUAAAACGUAAUACUUUUUAAAUACUACAGGUAACAUGAAUAUAGCAAGACUUUUGUCUAA
Messenger RNA from Panthera uncia (snow leopard), 3638 nucleotides. RefSeq names its product nucleoporin 107 (gene NUP107). Gene Ontology annotation, cellular component: nuclear pore outer ring; nuclear pore. The transcript has 29 exons. Lineage: Eukaryota; Metazoa; Chordata; Mammalia; Carnivora; Felidae. The record is from RefSeq and is a predicted model, not a curated record. Gene Ontology annotation, molecular function: structural constituent of nuclear pore. The coding region runs from base 427 to 3180 and encodes 917 amino acids. Gene Ontology annotation, biological process: regulation of DNA-templated transcription; post-transcriptional tethering of RNA polymerase II gene DNA at nuclear periphery; protein import into nucleus.